GGCGGCCCGAGGCGAAGGCCCGGCGCGAGACGCGCGCGGCUGCCGCCCAGCGCCCGACCGCCGGGAGGGAGCCUGCGGGGUCGCCGACGGUCCUCGAGCAGAUUGCGAUCCGCCCGGCGACGGAGGUGCUCUACAAGAAAACGGCGUCCGCCUUCCUGGAGCACUGCACCAAGCGAGGACUCGACUGGUGCAGCGUGGAAGAGAUGGACGUGGUCCUCGCCCUGUACCUGAACGAUUGCGCGUGGAAGUCGCAGCGGCCGCGAGCGACCCGCGCCUCGAUCGCGUGGAAGCGUCGAACGCGGCUGCCGUUGCCGAAGGCGGUGGUCCAAGCUGCGCGCCUGCUGCUGGUGGAGGCGGGGGCGCCCUGGAUGGCUGUCUGGGUCGCCCUGUCGUUCGUGGCGUACCUCAGGCCCGGGGAGACGUUCAAGUUGCAUGGACGGAGCCUCAUCCCUCCGUCGCCAGCGGCUGGACUUCAGUAUCGUCACUGGGGCCUAUUCCUUCACGAUGCGGGGUCGCUGGUUCCUGGGAAGACAGGGCUUCGCGACGAGACUGUAUUGAUCGAUCUCGAUCUGUGGUUGGUCCCCGCGCUGGAGUACCUGAGAUCGACGACGAGCUCCGACUCCAGCCUGUGGUCGUUCACG
Prorocentrum cordatum is the source of this 641-nucleotide messenger RNA. Lineage: Eukaryota; Dinophyceae; Prorocentrales; Prorocentraceae. The record is from the annotation of a GenBank genome assembly.